AUGUCGAGAAAUACUGAAUCAACUCAAAGGGGAGAGAAAGAUCAACCUAUUUCCACAAUCAACGAAGUAUCUUCUCCUCAUGAACCUGAAGAUAUACUGAAAAUCGAAAAUCAUCAUGAAAUAGGAUUAGAUCUAUAUCAACAAUCUCAAGGAUAUGAAUAUACCAUUGAAGAUAAUAAGUCGAUCCUAAGGAAAAUCGAUUGGCGUAUUUUACCCAUAUUCUGUAUCACUCAAGGAUUAGCUUUCUUGGAUAAAACAGCUAUCAAUUAUGGGAAUUUAUUCGGUAUGAAAGCUGGCGUCAACGUCACGUCUUCUCAAUUUAGCUGGUUCGCAUCUGCUUUCUACCUUGGUUAUCUGGUUUCUGCUUGGCCGGGUAAUAUCUUACUUCAGAAGUAUAAUACUGGAAGAGUAAUGGGUACAAUCUGUUUCUUCUGGGGAAUUAUCUGUGCCUCCACUGCAGCAUGUCAUAAUUUCGCAGGAGUACUUAUCAAUAGAUUAUUACUUGGUUGUUUAGAAGCUGCCGUCACUCCAGGAUUAGGCUUGAUGACUCCUUUAUGGUGGAAAUUAGAUGAAAUUCCAGUCAGACAUCUAACUUGGUAUAGUUUUAAUGGUUUUGCAGGUAUCAUAGGUGGUUUAGUAUCUUAUGGAAUAGGUCAUGCGACUGGAUCAAGUAUACCAACUUGGGGAUUAAUCUUCAUCACAUUCGGUUGUUUCACUUCUUUAUGGGGUAUAAUCAUCUUGCUUUUCUUACCUGAUUCUCCAGCUUCAGCGAGGUUUCUGAACAACGAUCAGAAGAUCGUAGCUAUCAAACGAGUAGCUGAGAAUAGGACUGGUACGAAGAAUACUGAAUUUAAAUGGGAGCAAGUCCGAGAAGCUUUCAAAGAUCCAAAGACAUACUUCCUUUUCUUCGCUUCUGUGGCCGCUCAAAUACCUAAUGGAGUAGUAACCAAUUUCUCAUCUAUCAUUAUAUCAGGUUUCGGUUUCAAUCAACUUCAAACUACUUUACUUGAUAUACCAUCUUCAGUUCUCCAAAUUAUAUCUUUAAUCCUUAGUGGAUACUUUGCUGGAAAAUUCAAGAAUUCAAGAGCUAUAAUGAUGUUUAUCGGUAAUGCAACUUGUAUAAUUGCAGCAUGUUGUUUGACUUAUGGACCGAAAUCGCAAACUUGGGGUAGAUUAGUUGCUUUUUGGUUCACUGGAUUCGCUAGUGUUGGAUUUUCAUUAGGAAUGGUUAUGAUUACUGCUAACGUAGGAGGUUACACCAAAAGACAAACUAUGACAGCUGUAAAUUUCGUUGGAUAUUGUAUUGGAAAUAUCGCCGGUCCACAUGUGGUAAUAGGUGAAGAAAAAGCUUUAGGUUACCCAACCGCUACAAAAGCGAUGAUAGCUGGUUAUUCAGCGAAAACAGCGUUCCAUCUGGGAUUAGGAUUCUACAUGUGGUAUUGGAAUAGAAGAUGGGAUAGAGAAGCCCUUGAGAGAGGUGAAGAUAUUGAUGAUGUUGAUAGAGCCAAAAAGGCUGAAUUGAUCGGUAUGACUGAUGCUACCGAAUGGAAUAAUCCAUAUUUCCGAUAUUGCCUCUAA
Molecule: messenger RNA, 1578 nt
Organism: Kwoniella shivajii
Lineage: Eukaryota; Fungi; Basidiomycota; Tremellomycetes; Tremellales; Cryptococcaceae
Exons: 16
Coding region: 1-1578 (525 amino acids)
Biological process (GO): transmembrane transport
Cellular component (GO): membrane
Molecular function (GO): transmembrane transporter activity
Source: RefSeq, a predicted model, not a curated record